GGGAGAGAUAUUUAUAGCCUAAAGCGAGGCUGCAGCACAGAGAUAAGGCUUGGGACCAAGCCACAGGCAGACAGGGCUUCAGGGAAACGAGGACGCGUCAAAAAUGAAACAGUUCCUUUCGGUACUUUUGUUCGGGGCCGCGGUGGUCGCUCUGGCCAGCGCGGCCGGUGCCGACGGGGAGAUCUCCUUCGAGUACCACCGCUACGAGGAGCUGCGGAAGGCGCUGGUGUCGGUGUGGCUGCAGUGUCCGACCAUCACCCGCAUCUACACCAUCGGGGAGAGCUUCGAGGGCCGCGAGCUGCUGGUGCUGGAGAUGUCCGACAACCCCGGGACGCACGAACCUGGUGAGCCCGAGUUUAAAUACAUCGCCAACAUGCACGGCAACGAGGCCGUGGGCAGAGAGCUCCUCAUCUAUCUGGCUCAGUACCUGUGCAACCAGUACCAGCAGGGCAACGAGACCAUCAUCGACCUCAUCAGCAACACGCGCAUCCACCUCAUGCCGUCUAUGAACCCAGACGGCUUUGAGAAAGCCGCCUCUCAGCCCGGAGAGAUCAAGGACUGGUUUGUGGGCCGCAGCAACGCACAGGGGGUGGACCUGAACCGUAACUUCCCCGAUCUGGACCGCAUCAUCUACAUCAACGAGCGGGAGGGCGGAGCCAACAACCACCUGCUGCAGAACAUGAAGAAGGCCGUGGAUGAAAACACCAAGCUCGCCCCAGAGACCAAAUCCGUGAUCCACUGGAUCAUGGAUAUCCCAUUCGUCCUCUCAGCUAACCUGCACGGAGGCGACGUCGUGGCCAACUAUCCAUACGAUGAAACCCGCACUGGAUCCACCCACGAGUACAGUGCCAGUCCCGAUGAUGUGAUGUUCAAGUCUCUGGCCAGAGCUUACUCCAUUUACAACCCAGUCAUGUCCGACCCCCAGCGACCCCCUUGCCGCAAGAACGACGACGACUCCAGCUUCAAAGAUGGCAUCACUAACGGCGGGGCUUGGUACAGCGUGCCAGGAGGAAUGCAGGAUUUCAACUACCUCAGCAGCAACUGCUUUGAAAUCACUCUGGAGCUCAGCUGUGACAAGUUCCCCAAUGAGGACACUCUGAAGAACUACUGGGAGCAGAACCGCAACUCCCUCGUCAACUACAUCGAGCAGGUUCAUCGUGGCGUCAAGGGCUUUGUCCGUGACCUCCAGGGCAACCCCAUUUCCAAUGCCACCAUCUCUGUGGAGGGUAUUGACCAUGACUUGACCACAGCCAAAGAUGGAGACUAUUGGCGCCUACUGGCUCCAGGAAACUACAAAGUGGCAGCUUCUGCUCCAGGAUACCUGACUGUCAUCAAGAAGGUGGCUGUUCCCUACAGCCCUGCAACCAGGGUGGACUUUGAGCUGGAGUCUCUGAUGGAGAGGAAGGAGGAGGAGCGGGAGGAACUGAUGGACUGGUGGAAGAUGAUGUCAGAGACACUGAACUUCUAAAGCGUUUGUCUCCUUGAUGAUCGGACCGUCCGCACAUCGAUGUAAUAUAUUCAACAUUCUGUGUGCCCGUCCACUCUAAAAAAAAGAAUAUAUUGUCUCUUUUUUGGUUGUGUUCUCCUUCCAUUAUCAUUUUAAUUGAUUUUGUUGUUUAUUAAUGUAACGGUUUGCCUCAUACUCCUGUAGACUGCACACACAGUGAAAGACGAAGGAGGAAUAUGCAGGUAGAUUGCUGGCAGUGAGAUUGGUGUUGACUUCCGUGGUAUUGUGUUCUUUAUUGUACACGUGAUUGGUAACCAUGGCACCCAACUAUAUAACCAAUGAAUGACUGACUAAUUAUGUACGUAAAAGAGCCGUUUACGUCAUCAACACAUGGCUCUGUCGAUAAGGAUUCAUCUUCUUUCCUGUUUUAAAUGUCUCUGUUUCUCCAGGCUUUAGUACAGACACACAAACGCUAGUGCACACAA
Stegastes partitus (bicolor damselfish) is the source of this 1932-nucleotide messenger RNA. RefSeq names its product carboxypeptidase E (gene cpe). NCBI's taxonomy places the organism in Eukaryota, Metazoa, Chordata, Actinopteri, Pomacentridae. Bases 104 to 1468 code for a protein of 454 amino acids. Gene Ontology annotation, biological process: peptide metabolic process; protein processing. The transcript has 9 exons. The record is from RefSeq and is a predicted model, not a curated record. Gene Ontology annotation, molecular function: zinc ion binding; metallocarboxypeptidase activity.